Helianthus annuus (common sunflower) is the source of this 15619-nucleotide messenger RNA. RefSeq names its product auxin transport protein BIG. The transcript is spliced from 14 exons. Gene Ontology annotation, molecular function: zinc ion binding. The coding region runs from base 180 to 15434 and encodes 5084 amino acids. Gene Ontology annotation, cellular component: cytosol; plasmodesma. Gene Ontology annotation, biological process: auxin polar transport. NCBI's taxonomy places the organism in Eukaryota, Viridiplantae, Streptophyta, Magnoliopsida, Asterales, Asteraceae. The record is from RefSeq and is a predicted model, not a curated record.
CUUUCUUUGCUACCGCCUCAUUGUUUCAUUUCCCACACUAUUAAACCCUUCCACUACUCCCCUCUUUUCAUUAUCAAAACGCACUGUGGGAGCCUCGAUCACGUAAAGUAUCUCUAUAAUUGCUUUGAUACAUCAAUCAAACACACUCACAAUCGGUUAUCCGAUCAAUCUAUCCAGCCAUGGCUGACGAAAUCGACAAACUCAUCGGAGUUUUGUUCGACGAUAAACCUACAUCUUCAUCAUCGAUCGAUAUCAGACUCCGCUCCGAGAAAUUAGGGCUCGAAAAGUUGUAUUUGAUCCUCAAACAAGGCGUUGAUGCUGAUAGUGAUGGAAAAUUAGGGCUUCAACGCUGGGAACCGGCUCAGAUUCAAGCCGUUGUUUCCGUUGCGUAUGCGAUUGUUUGUUCAAAUCGAUCUGUUUCUGUGGAGCAAGUGGAACCGAUAAUUGUUGCUGUGAUGGAGCAGUCGUUGGAGUUUGCUCUUUGUUGUUUGGAGAAGUCAGUUGCUACCAGUGAUGAUUUAAGUUUUAUUCAGUUAUCGGAGAUUGCAUUAGUAGAUGGAACGAUCAAAGAGGCUGAUGCGUGUCAUCCUUCUUCUUUGAAUUCACUCAUAGAUUCAUUGAAGUCAAUUACAUUAAGAAGUGAGAAUAUAGAUUUGCAAGACCAUAUUGAGUGUAUCAUUCAGGGGAACAGUUGCUCAAAAGAAAAAGAACCUGUUGAUCGUCUUCUUAUGACAUUGGCUUCUGAGUGGACACAACAUGAUAUUAUGAACUCAUGGACAAACGGAAGGAGUUCUCAUGAUUUUAAUAAACUGGUCCCACUGUUGCAGCACUGGGCAGUUGUUCACUUGGGAUGCAUACACCGCCUUGUUUCAUAUUGCACGGGAUUGUUUGAGAAUCUGGAUAAGUGUGAUGAGAAGAUAGACGGCAUCAAUUUGCGAAAAAGAUUGUCAUUCUGUACAAGAAUUUUCAAAUUACUCGCAAGUGUUAGUAAAGACGCCCCGUAUGUUGAAUACGAUGCCAAAUUGUUGGGAUCUUUCGCAUCGUUUGCGAAUGGGCUGCCUAGUUUGUUCAGAAGUGGAUAUGAAUUUGCCACAAGCAAUGUUUCCGUUGAAUUCAAUAUCGAAAGUCUUGUGGUGUCUAUGCUGGAGGCGUUUCUUCACCUAGUACAUACAAUUUUCUGCAACAGCAAUGUGUUUCAGAACAUCUUGGUAUGUGUAAUAGUGUCGGUAUUUGAAAAUCUGGAUGUUGAUGUGUGGAGAUACGACAAGUCUGUUACAAACAUAAAGCUUCCAGUGGCUUACUUCCCUCGAAUCGUCCUUUACAUUCUGAAGUUAGUUGAAGAUAUAAAGAAACAACAGUAUCAGGCUCUUGAAUUGAAGGGCUUACACACAGGAAAUAGUGGCAGUUCUGCUAUUGAUGUUCAGGCUGAUUUGUUCUCAUGUGGUGUUGGUUCUAGAAAGAUCUCUUUGGUGAAGAAAUACACAGUUGAAGAGUUGUUAAAAGUGGUAUUUCCAAAAUCAAAGCAAUGGGUGGACAAUUUAAUGCACCUUGCUUUCUUCCUACACUCAGAGGGGGUCAAGAUGUUACCGAAACUCGAUCGAUCAUAUUCCAGCUGUACAAAGGCUUCUUCCACGCUGGAACCUGAAAGCACCGUUUGCCACGAGGAUGAAGCACUGUUUGGUGAUCUUUUCUCCGAGGGUGGGCGCUCUGUAGGAUCGACAGAUGGAUUUGAUCAAUCGGUUAUCGCUAUUAGUUCUGUUAGCAAUCUAAAUAUGCCGCUUCAAGCUGCCACGGAAGUGUUUAUCUUUAUGAAGACUAGCGUUUUUUCUUCUGAAUGGAAUUCUUCAACAUAUGAAGAUGCAUGCAAAAAGCUGACUUCAAAUCAUAUCGAUAUCAUGCUUUCUGUUCUCAGCUGUCAAGGGUGUUAUGCUGGAGACAGGCCUUCGGAUGCUGGUGAUAGAAAAUUUGUGCAUACUCACGAGGUUUGCUAUGAGGUUUUACACAACUUGAUCUCAUUCCACGCAUUACCCGAUUCCCUUGAAGAGUACCUCGUUUGCAAAAUAUUGACCGUAGAGAACGGUUCUUUUGUAUACAACCAUCAGACGCUGGCUUUAUUAGCUCAUACGCUUAUAUGCCGGGUUGGUUUAUCUGGCAAUCAAUUGAGAACAAUAGUCCAGAAAGUGUUUGUGGAAUUUGUUUUCGAGAAGGUGAAAUCAGUAUGCGGACGCUGCCCUAGUCUCAAAGAACUUAUUGACGAUCUUCCUUCCGUCUUUCAUAUCGAGAUUCUUCUGAUGUCGUUUCAUUUAUCAUCUGAAGAAGAAAAAGCGGUACAAGCGAACUUCAUAUUUUCCUCAAUUAAAACAGUUGAGCUUCUCUCUAAUGGCUUUAGCAGCACCCAGCUAUCAUGUUGGGCGAUGCUAGUAUCACGGUUGAUUUUGAUUCUUCGACACAUGAUAUUUUAUCCCAAUGUUUGUCCUCCAACGUUACUUUCAGAGUUGAAAUUAAAGUUAAGGGAAGCUCCACUUGCUAGGUCAGUUCCCAAUGCAAGCAACCAUACGUUUUGGGCAUCAACUUUUGUGGAGAACGUGAUGCGGGUUUUUACCAUAGAAGGGGAAGUCAGCAGUUACUUUUUAAAUCAACUGAUUGAUGUCACAUCCUUUACGGCUUCAGCAUGUAAGGAAGAUGUGGCGGUUGAAUGCUUAGGUCUGAAUUGGGCUGAAGUAUGUUCUUCCUUCUCUUGGAUUUUAGGGUUUUGGAGAGGCAAAGAAGCAUCUACAAUGGAGGACUUAGUUCUUGAACGAUACGUUUUUAUGCUUUGUUGGGAUAUCCCUCCUAUGCACGCCACCUUGGAUUUGAUUCCUUCCGAUCUUCAGACUCUCGAUAUGAAUAGCACUGAACACUUUCUGUACUUUAGUCAUUCAAUCCUGGGCAGUUGUGGGGUUGCUACAGGUGCUAAUUUUUCGAAUUUAGUGUUUUCCGUGCUCGAACAGUUGCAAUCAAUGAGAAUUUACGUGGAAACUGAACAACUUGGCUGGGACUUUAUGAGGAGUGGAUCGUUGUUGUCUCUGGUACUGUCCCUAUUUGGAGCUGGAACUCAGAGGUAUAGCGUGAAUAACGAAAUUGAUUCGUUCGGUGCGGUCUUACUGGAGCACACAUCCAGAGACGCUGAGUUUCUUUCACUUGCUGAAAAGCUGGUCGUCAGUUCACUUAAUGCAGAUACCGUUGCAGUGGUCUUACGGUCGUUGUCCAUAAUAUUAUCGACCUACAGAAACGUUUACCAAAAAACCUUACUUUCUACUUUUGGCGAUGGCCAGAGCUUUGAUGACAAGUUUUCACCUCUAUUGCUUCUAAAACACACCGGAUUUGAUAAGUCUCUGCAGGAUGUGCUUUUUGAGAAAUGCUCUAUCAGCCCUGGUCAACUGGAGUCUAUUUGUGAACUUUUGUCAAAGUUGGGUACUGCUGUUGAUAAGAUGGCACCGGGAAUCUGGAAUAAGGUCUUUUUGGAACUUAUAGUGCACGGUUUCCCAUGUAGUAAUCAAGUUUCCAGUGGGUUUCUCCUAUCUUGCAUUCUUAGCGUUAAAGGGAUACUUUAUGUUCUGGAUGGACUUCUCAAGGUGAUAAAGGCAAAGGAAAUUACCUCCGUUGAGGCUGAAGUACGUUAUGAGAUUCUUGAGUCGGUAUUGUCGAUUAAAGCUGAUGCGGUAUUUAGCAGUCUUCAUGGUCACUGCGAUGCAAUUUAUGGAAGCCUGAGUGAUGAUUUAGAAGGUUUUGAUUACAGAAGUUUCUUUAAGAUGAAGAACAUGUAUGAUAUCUUGAGGGAUAUUAAUGUUAAGGAAGUUGUUGACGUUGCUGUUAACGAAUGUGUGGUGUCCAAGACUAUUGAAAUCAUAGACAACAUCAUGAAGGAUUCUUUAAAGUCAUCUGUAUUGAAAUAUUUCAUGUCUGACGGAGAUGUUUCUAAACAAAUGGGAGGCCCGUAUAGUUCUCCGCAUGGGGAUCUUUUGGUCCUCAUUGAUGCAUUGGACAAUUGCAACUCUGAAUCGGCAAAUGUGAAGGUUCUUAAUUUCUUUGUUGAUCUUCUAUCUGGAGAUGUAAGUCCCAAUUUCAAACCGAAAUUGCAGAAGAAGUUCCUUCACAUGGAUGUGCUUCGUCUCUCCAAAUGGCUGGAAAAGAGACUAUUAGGGUCCACAAGUGAACCUUCAGGCGAUGCCAUUUGUGUAAACGGAAGUUCGUCAUCAUCAUCCCUAAGAGAGUCAACCAUGAAAUUCAUUGCAUCACUAAUAUCUCCUCCUGAAGCACAAUCUGAGGAACUGCAUUAUCACAUUUACGAAGCUUUGUUGGUUUCACUUGAUAAUGCCUUUAUGCUGUAUGAUGUCAAUACAGCAAAAUCCUAUUUGAAUUUUGUUGUUCAACUUUCAAGCGGAGAGGCCUCAGUGAAACCCCUUUUAGAACGGACAGUGAUGCUGAUAAAAAAACUGGCUUCCGAUGAGCGUUUGCUUCAAGGUUUAAAAUUUCUCCUUGGUUUUCUUGGAUCAUUGGUAAGUGAUUUUGGGUCUAAUAAGAACAACACUGCUGCAAUGUUAGUUGAGAAGUCUUCACGUAGGAGUGGUUCUGGGAUAGGACCCUUGGCCUCAAGGUCCUUGGGUUCAAGGAAACAUCCUGAUGCUUUGGUUCUUUCUUCUAAUCAAGAAGGUGGGUCCGCAUCUCUUGAUUGUGAUGCAACUUCAGCUGAUGAAGAUGAGGAUGAUGGAACAUCAGAUGGCGAAGUGGGUAGUAUUGAUAAGGAAGACUUUGAUGAUAGUAACAGUGAAAAAGCCCUCGCUUCUAAAGUUUGUACGUUUACGUCCAGUGGGAGUAAUUUUAUGGAACAGCACUGGUAUUUCUGUUAUACAUGUGAUCUGACCGUUUCAAAAGGUUGUUGUUCUGUUUGUGCAAAAGUCUGUCAUCGAGGACAUCGUGUUGUCUACUCUCGAUCAAGUCGGUUUUUUUGCGACUGUGGAGCAGGGGGUGUACGGGGCAGCAGUUGCCAGUGCCUGAAGCCUAGGAAAUUCACUGGAGGUAACAGUAGCAGCAACAGCAACAGUACGCCUACUCGUAAUCCUGGCAAUCUUCAUUCGUUUCUACCGUUCACAGAUGAUGGGGAUCAGAUGCCUGAAAGUGAGUCAGAUGUUGAUGAAGAUGGUUCAUUGGACAUGGAUAACUCUUUAAGAUUAUCCUUUCCAAGGGAAAUACAAGAGGCAAUACCGUCAUUGAUAAAAGAACUUGAUGUUGAAGAUCGGGUGCUUGAACUUUGCUCUUCGUUGUUGCCAUCUAUAACUAGCCAAAGAGACUCCAACCUCUCCAAAGACAAGAAUAUCUCAAUUGGUGAAGACAAACUGUUGAGUUUCAGUGCAGAUCUUCUACAGUUAAAGAAGGCAUACAAAAGCGGUUCCUUGGAUCUAAAGAUAAAAGCAGAUUAUCCAAACGCAAAGGAACUUAAGUCCCAUUUAGCUAGUGGUUCCCUUGUCAAAUCAUUGCUUAGUGUCAGCACUCGAGGCCGACUUGCUGUUGGAGAGGGUGAUAAAGUGGCUAUAUUCGAUGUUGGACAGCUGAUUGGACAGGCCACUAUUGCACCUGUUACUGCUGACAAGGCUAAUGUGAAGCCUCUGUCAAAGAAUGUCGUUCGUUUCGAGAUUGUACAUCUUGCUUUUAACCCAUUGGUUGAGAAUUACCUUGCCGUGGCAGGCUAUGAAGAUUGCCAGGUUCUUACCGUAAGUCAUCGUGGAGAGGUAACAGAUCGUUUGGCAAUUGAACUUGCCUUGCAGGGUGCUUACAUAAAACGUUUAGAAUGGAUUCCUGGUUCACAAGUUCAGCUUAUGGUGGUCACCAACAAAUUUGUGAAGAUAUACGAUCUUUCUCAGGACAACAUAAGUCCCAUGCACUAUAUCACCUUGCCGGAUGACACAAUUGUCGACGCAACACUGGCUGUGGUUUCCCAGGCGAAAGUGUUCCUUCUAGUUCUUUCUGAAAACGGUAGCAUAUUCCGGCUAGAAUUGUCAAAUGAUGGAAAAGCUGGUGCAAAAACGUUAAAAGAUAUUGUGGAAACCCCAGGCAGGGAAACACAUGCAAAGGGUUCUUCGUUAUACUUCUCAUCAACUUACAAGCUGCUAUUUGCUUCAUAUCAAGAUGGAACAACGUUAGUAGGCAGGCUUAAUCAUGGUGCGUUAUCUCUAUCUGAGAUGUCUGCUGUUUAUGAGGAUGAACAAGAUGGUAAGCGUCGUCCAGCUGGAUUGCAUCGUUUUAAAGAGUUGCUUGCUGGCAGUGGGUUAUUUGUUUGCUUCUCAAGUGUGAAAUCCAAUGCUGCGUUGACUGUUUCAAUUGGAGAGCAUGAAAUUCUUGCACAAAAUAUGCGGAAUGGAGUGUAUUCUACCUCGCUUUUGGUGGGUAUAACGGCAUAUAAGCCUUUAUCCAAAGAUAAAAUUCACUGUCUUGUUUUGCAUGAUGAUGGUAGUCUUCAGAUAUAUACACAUGUUCCUGUGGGGGUUGAAGCUGGUGCAAAUGUGAUUCCCGAAAAAGUUAAAAAGUUAGGGUCUGAGAUACUCAACAGCAAAGCUUAUGCUAGUUUAAAGCCAGAGUUCCCACUUGAUUUUUUUGAAAAAACAGUAUGCAUUACGGCUGAUGUGAAGUUAAGUGGUGAUGCCAUCAGGAACGGGGAUUCUGAAGGUGCAAAGCAGAGCUUAGCAUCAGAAGAUGGAUUUCUUGAGAGUCCUACACCUGCAGGGUUUAAGAUUACUGUUUCUAAUUCAAAUCCCGACAUAGUGAUGGUUGGAUUUCGUGUCCAUGUGGGUAAUACAUCAGCAAAUCAUAUACCGUCCGAUAUAACCAUUUUCCAGAGAGUUAUAAAACUAGACGAGGGCAUGAGGUCUUGGUAUGACAUCCCAUUUACAGUUGCAGAAUCACUUCUAGCUGAUGAAGAAAUCACAAUAUCCAUAGGACCAACUUUUAAUAGAUCAACUUUGCCAAGAAUAGACACCUUAGAAGUCUAUGGUCGAGCAAAGGAUGAAUUUGGUUGGAAGGAAAAGAUGGAUGCCGUAUUGGACAUGGAGGCGCGUGUGCUUGGUAGCAGUUCAUGGGUUGCGGGAUCUGGGAAAAAAGGCCGUACUGGUCAAGCAGCGCCUAUUGAGGAGCAGGUUGUUGCAGAUGGACUCAACCUUCUGUCAAGGUUAUAUUCAUUGUGGAAGCCAGAGGGUAACUCGAACGUGGAGGAAGUUAAUGCACAGCUCAGCAAGUUGAAGUGCAAGCAGUUGUUGGAAACGAUAUUCGAAAGCGACCGGGAACCUUUGUUGCAGGCUGCUGCAUUUCGUGUUCUUCAGGCUGUGUUUCCUAAAAAAGAAAUAUAUUAUCAAGUUAAGGAUACCAUGAGGCUUCUAGGGGUGGUAAAAUCAACUUCUACUCUGUUAUCGAGGCUGGGAAUUGGUGGAAGUACAUCAGGGUGGAUCAUUGAAGAGUUUACAGCCCAGAUGCAUGCUGUUUCUAAGAUUGCACUUCAUCGGCGUUCUAACUUGGCUACCUUCCUUGAAACACAUGGUUCAGAGGUGGUUGAUGGGCUUAUGCAGGUUUUAUGGGGAAUUUUGGACAUAGAGCAGCCUGAAACACAGACCAUGAACAACAUUGUUAUAGCAUCUGUAGAUCUUAUCUACUCUUAUGCUGAGUGUUUGGUUUCACAUGAAAAGGAUGCAGGAGUUGAUACUGUCGCGCCAGCAGUUUCUCUUUUCAAAAAACUUCUGUUCUCUCAAAAUGAGGCUGUCCAGACUUCUAGCAGCUUGGCGAUAUCUUCAAGGUUACUUCAGGUCCCAUUUCCAAAGCAAACUAUGUUAGGUACAGAUGACUCAGUGGAGAGUUCAACCUCUGCUCCUGCACGUGCUGAUGUGGCAAGUUCAACAGGUGGAAAUGCUCGGAUUAUGGUUGAGGAAGACUCCAUCACUUCAUCUGUUCAAUACUGUUGUGAUGGCUGUUCCACUGUCCCUAUACUCAGGAGGAGAUGGCACUGUACAGUCUGCCCUGAUUUCGAUUUAUGUGAAGCCUGCUAUGAAAUGCUCGAUGCUGACCGGCUUCCUCCGCCUCACUCGCGAGACCAUCCUAUGUCAGCAAUUCCAAUUGAAGUCGAAACAUAUGGUGGAGAGGGCAAUGAAAUGCAGUUCUCUACUGAUGAUUUAACUGAUCCGAUGUUGCUGCCAGUUGCAUCUGAUGCUGGCAUGCAGACUUCUACUGCAAUUCAUGUAUUGGAAACCAAUGAAUCUGAAGAAUUUCUAGCUUCAGUCACUGACCCUGUUACAAUUUCCGCAUCAAAAAGGGCUAUAAAUUCUUUAAUCCUUUCGGAGUUCCUUAAACAACUAGAAGGAUGGAUGGACAAUACUUCUGGUGUUCGGGCUAUCCCGGUUAUGCAGCUCUUCUACAGGCUAUCUUCCGCAGUAGGUGGACCUUUUGUUGAUAGCUCAAGGCCUGAAAGUCUAGAUCUGGAGAAACUGAUAAAAUGGUUCUUAGAUGAAAUUUCUAUUAACAAACCUUUUGCAGCCAAUACCCGUUCUUCUUUCGGGGAAGUCACAAUCUUGGUAUUUAUGUUCUUCAUAUUAAUGCUGCGAAACUGGCACCAGCCUGGUGGUGAUGGUUCGAUACCAAAACCAGGUGGAUCAACGGAUUCACACGAUAAAAGCAUUACCCAGAUUCCGUCUUCUGCCCCAGUUACCUCUUCAUCUUCAGUGGAUGACCAAGAGAAGAAUAGUUUUCAUUCUCAACUGCUUCGAGCUUGCGGGGCCCUUCGGCAACAGGAUUUUAUAAAUUAUCUUAUGGAUAUUUUACAACAGCUAAUGCAUGUUUUUAAGUCCCCGUCUGUUGGUUUUGAUUCUUCACAUGGUGCUAACUCUGGAUCAGGAUGUGGGGCCCUAUUAACCGUCCGCAGAGAGAUACCUGCAGGUAAUUUUUCUCCAUUCUUCUCUGACUCGUAUGCUAAAUCGCAUCGCUCGGAUAUGUUUGCGGACUACCAUCGGUUAUUGUUAGAGAACACUUUCAGACUAGUUUACAGCUUGGUUCGCCCUGAAAAGCAUGACAAGUCUGUGGAAAAAGAAAAGUUCUUCAAAAUUCCAUCUGGGAAAGAUCUGAAGCUUGAUGGAUAUCAGGAUGUUCUAUGCAGUUAUAUCAAUAACGUCAAUACGACUUUUGUAAGAAGGUAUGCUAGGCGGCUUUUCUUACAUCUGUGCGGUAGCAAAACACACUAUUACAACGUUCGUGACUCGUGGCAGUUCUCAAGCGAAGUUAAGAAUCUGUAUAAACACAUAAACAAGUCAGGUGGAUUUCAAAGUACUCUCUCAUAUGAGAGGAGUGUCAAGAUAGUGAAAUCUUUGUCUACUAUGGCUGAAGUAGCUUCUUCGCGUCCAAGAAACUGGCAGAAAUAUUGUUUGAGGCAUGGUGAUGUUUUGCGUUUUCUUGUUAAUGGUGUGUUCUACUUUCCAGAAGAAUGCGUGUCUCAGGCUCUUAAACUUCUGAAUUUGUCUUUCUACAACGGAAAGGACAUUAGCUUGUCGCUACAGAAAGCUGAUGGAAGUGAAACUGUUACUGGAACAAGUUCGAGCAAAUCUGGGUCAUCUGGGUCACAAUCUGUUGAUUUAAAGAAGAAAAAGAAAGGAGAUGAUGGGACGGAAGCUGGUUUGGAUAAAUCAUACAUGGAUAUGGAGCCAAUGGUUGAUAUUUUUGCUGACAAAGGGUAUGAUGUGUUGAGGCAGUUUGUUGAUUGCUUUUUACUUGAGUGGAACUCUAGUGCUGUCCGUGUGGAAGCCAAAUGUGUACUGUAUGGAGCGUGGCAUCAUGGAAAACAAUCGUUUAAGGAAACGGUGUUGACAAUUCUUUUGGAGAAAAUAAAAUUCUUACCUAUGUAUGGUCAGAAUAUUAUGGAGUAUACAGAACUCGUCACUUGUCUGUUAGGGAAGGUACCUGAUAACAAUACAAAGCAACAGAACAAUGAAAUUGUAGACCGAUGCUUAACUUCUGAUGUGAUCAAGUGCAUCUUUGAUACCCUUCACCUACAAAACGAGCUGUUGGCUAACCAUCCCAACUCACGCAUAUACAAUACCCUGAGUGGGUUGGUGGAGUUUGACGGUUAUUAUCUGGAGAGUGAGCCUUGUGUUGCGUGUAGCUGCCCUGAGCUUCCUUACAGUAAAAUGAAGUUGGAAAGUCUGAAAUCAGAGACGAAGUUCACUGAUAACCGCAUAAUAGUGAAGUGCACAGGGAGCUACACCAUUCAGAGUGUGACCAUGAAUGUUCAUGAUGCUCGCAAGUCGAAGUCAGUGAAGGUAUUGAACCUGUAUUACAACAAUAGACCUGUGGCUGACUUGGCGGAGCUGAAAAACAAUUGGGCCUUGUGGAAGCGUGCCAAAAUAUGCCAUCUUGCUUUUAAUCAGACUGAAUUGAAAGUGGAUUUCCCUAUUCCCAUCACUGCAUGUAACUUCAUGAUUGAACUUGAUUCUUUUUACGAGAAUCUACAGGCACUAUCUCUCGAACCUUUGCAAUGCCCACGGUGCAGUCGUCCUGUUACUGAUAGGCAUGGAAUCUGUGCUAACUGUCAUGAGAAUGCUUAUCAGUGUAGGCAAUGCCGCAACAUUAAUUACGAAAAUCUGGAUUCUUUUCUAUGUAACGAGUGUGGUUAUAGCAAGUAUGGACGUUUUGAAUUCAAUUUCAUGGCAAAACCAAGCUUCACAUUUGAUAACAUGGAGAAUGAUGAUGAUAUGAAAAAGGGCCUGGCUGCUAUAGAGUCUGAAUCUGAGAAUGCUCAUAGGAGAUAUCAGCAGCUUUUAGGCUUUAAAAAACCUCUUCUGAAGAUUGUAUCAAGCAUUGGUGAGAAUGACAUGGAUUCUCAACAGAAGGAUUCUGUUCAGCAAAUGAUGGUAUCUUUACCUGGUCCUUCAUGUAAGAUAAACCGUAAGAUCGCACUUCUUGGUGUUCUUUAUGGUGAAAAAUGCAAAGCGGCUUUUGACUCAGUCAGCAAAAGUGUUCAGACCCUUCAAGGGCUUCGACGGGUUUUGAUGAAUUACUUGCACCAAAAACAUUCUGACGAGUCGGUUGCAUCAUCCAGACUUGUUGUUUCCAGGUCACCAAACAGUUGUUACGGUUGUGCCACUGUGUUCGUGACACAGUGUCUCGAGAUCCUACAGGUACUGUCAAGGCACACAGGCUCUAAGAAGCAGCUUGUGUCAGCUGGAAUACUCUCUGAGUUAUUUGAGAAUAACAUUCAUCAAGGUCCCAAAACAGCUCGUGUUCAAGCCAGAGCAGCACUUUGCGCUUUUUCUGAAGGUGACAAGAAUGCGGUGUCGGAGUUGAACGCUCUUAUACAGAAGAAGGUAAUGUAUUGCCUCGAACAUCAUCGUUCUAUGGAUAUCGCACUUGCGACACGCGAAGAGUUGCUUUUGCUUUCAGAGGUGUGCUCUUUGGCUGAUGAAUUUUGGGAAUCAAGAUUGCGUGUCGUCUUCCAGUUAUUAUUCUCUUCAAUUAAAUUGGGCGCCAAACAUCCAUCUAUAUCCGAGCAUGUUAUUCUUCCUUGCUUGAGGAUUAUAUCGCAGGCAUGCACUCCUCCAAAACCCGAUUCAUCAGACAAGGAACAGGGAGGAAAACCACCGCAAAAGGAUGAAAACAACACAAAUUCGUCUAGAUCUGUUAGCGGAAGCAAGUCUGUGCCAGAAGCAUCAGAGAAGAACUGGGAUGGUUCUCAAAAGCCUCACGAUAUUCAGUUGUUGAGCUACUCAGAGUGGGAAAAAGGUGCUUCGUAUCUCGAUUUCGUUAGGCGGCAUAAAGUUUCACAGGCAACUAGACACGGGCAGAGAUCACGGCCUCAGCGAUAUGAAUAUCUUGCCUUAAAGUACGCGCUUCGAUGGAAACGUCGUGCUUGUAGAACAGGUAAAAGUGAAAUAGCAUCCUUUGAACUGGGUUCGUGGGUUACAGAACUGGUUCUGAGUGCUUGUUCUCAAUCUAUAAGAUCUGAGAUGUGCAUGUUGAUCAGCCUGCUUUGUGCCCAAAGCUCAUCAAGACGGUUUCGGCUACUAAAUUUACUCAUGUCUUUGUUGCCGGCAACUCUUUCUGCUGGUGAAAAUGCUGCUGAGUAUUUCGAAUUGCUCUUCAAGAUGAUAGAAACAGAAGAUGCACGUCUUUUCUUGACUGUAUGUGGAUGUUUGACUACAAUAUGUAAGUUGAUUACUCAAGAGGUAAGUAAUGUUGAAUCUUUGGAGAGGAGCCUGCGUAUUGACAUCUCACAGGGAUUUAUUCUUCACAAACUUAUUGAGCUCUUAGGAAAAUUUUUGGAUGUCCCCAAUAUCCGAUCCAGAUUUAUGAGAGAACAGCUGCUCUCUGAAGUACUUGAGGCCCUGAUUGUUAUUCGUGGAUUGAUAGUGCAAAAGACAAAAUUGAUAAGUGACUGCAGCCGACUUUUGAAGGAUCUUCUGGACGGUCUUUUGCUGGAGAGCGAUGAAAAUAAAAAGCAUUUCAUUCAGGCAUGCAUUCGCGGUCUACUGACUCAUGGGGAGGACAAAAGAGGACGGUCUAAUUUGUUCAUUUUGGAGCAACUCUGUAACCUGAUCUGCCCAUCAAAACCGGAAGCUGUGUAUCAUUUGAUACUAAACAAGGCACACACGCAAGAGGAGUUUAUCCGUGGUUCAAUGACUAAAAACCCUUACUCCAGUGCUGAAAUAGGUCCAUUGAUGCGUGAUGUCAAAAACAAAAUUUGUAACCAGUUGGAUCUUUUGGGUCUUAUCGAGGAUGAUUACGGUAUGGAAUUGCUUGUAGCUGGAAAUAUAAUCUCCCUUGAUUUGAGCAUCGCUCAGGUUUAUGAGCAAGUUUGGAAAAAGUCAAGUAGCCAGUCUUCAAACACGGUUGCUGCUGCCACAUUGCUUUCUUCUGCUGCUGCCACAUCAGCAAGAGAUUCUCCCCCUAUGACUGUAACCUACAGGCUUCAGGGGUUGGACGGUGAAGCCACCGAGCCCAUGAUCAAAGAACUGGAUGAAGAUAGAGAAGAGUCUCAAGAUCCCGAGGUGGAGUUUGCUAUAGCAGGUGCUGUGCGCGAGUGUGGCGGGUUGGAAAUUUUAUUGGAAAUUGUUCAGCGUUCACGAGAUGAUUUGAAGUCAAACCAGGAGCAACUGGUAGCUGUUUUGAAUCUUCUAAUGCACUGCUGCAAAAUAAGGGAAAACAGGAGGGCCUUGUUGAGGCUUGGAGCUUUAAGUUUACUUCUAGAAAUCGCACGGCGUGCGUUUUCUGUUGACGCCAUUGAGCCAGCUGAAGGCAUUCUUUUAAUCGUUGAGAGUUUGACAAUGGAAGCUAACGAGAGCGAUAAUAUCAACAUCACACAGAACGCUCUUACAGUCUCCAAUGAAGAAGCUGGGGCUGGUGAACAAGCCAAGAAAAUAGUUCUCAUGUUUUUGGAACGGCUGUCUCACCCACUAGGCCUUAAGAAAUCAAGCAAACAGCAGAGAAACACCGAGAUGGUUGCUAGAAUUUUGCCUUACUUGACUUACGGUGAGCCUGCUGCAAUGGAAACACUCGUUCAACACUUUGACCCAUACCUAAAGAAUUGGGUCGAGUUUGACCAGCUUCAGAAACAAUAUCUCGAAAACCCAAAGGAUGAGAGCCUCUCUUUGCAAGCUUUAAAACAGAGGUUUGCAGUGGAGAACUUUGUUAGGGUUUCAGAGUCGAUGAAGACAAGUUCUUGCGGUGAAAGACUAAAAGACAUCAUAUUGGAAACCGGGAUUACCGAAGUUGCAGUUAGACAUUUGAAAGAAAGUUUCGUCUUUACCGGAGAGGCUGGAUUUAAAUCUAGCCCAGAAUGGAAUUCGGGAUUAAAGCUUGCGUCUGUUCCUCUCAUAUUGUCUAUGCUUAGAGGACUCUCAAUGGGACACUUGGCAACACAGAAAUGCGUGGAUGAAGGAGGGAUAUUACCUUUGCUCCAUGCCUUAGAAGGUGUGUCUGGUGAAAACGAUAUCGGAGCAAGAGCUGAAAACUUGUUAGAUACCCUCUCAGAUAAAGAGGGAAAAGGUGACGGGUUUCUUGCUGAGAAGGUUCGCGCGUUGCGCCAUGCCACACGCGACGAAAUGAGACGCCGUGCUCUAGUGAGGAGAAAGGAGUUGCUUCAGGGACUUGGAAUGCGUCAAGAAUUAGGUACUGACGGUGGGAAGAGAAUCGUGGUUGCACAGCCAAUCCUUGAAGGUUUAGAAGAGAUGGAAGAAGAGGAAGACGGGUUGGCUUGCAUGGUAUGCCGUGAGGGAUAUCGACUUAGACCAGAUACCUUGCUCGGUGUCUACACAUUCAGUAAGCGGGUAAAUCUAGGUGUUGGAACUUCCGGAAGCACCCGUGGAGAUUGCGUUUAUACAACCGUUAGCCAUUUCAACAUCAUUCACUUCCAGUGCCACCAGGAAGCCAAGCGAGCAGAUGCUGCACUUAGAAAUCCAAAGAAGGAAUGGGACGGGGCCGCCCUCAGAAACAACGAGACACUUUGCAAUAAUCUUUAUCCCAUUAGAGGUCCCGCCGUUCCGUUACCUCAGUAUACACGUUAUGUUGAUCAGUACUGGGAUUACCUUAAUGCCCUUGGACGUGCCGAUGGAAGUCGACUUCGCUUGUUGACUUAUGAUAUAGUUCUGAUGCUUGCACGAUUUGCCACUGGUGCAUCGUUUAGCACCGACAGUAGAGGCGGAGGAAAGGAAAGCAAUGCAAAGUUUCUCCCGUUUAUGAUCCAGAUGGCUCGUUACUUUGUCGAUCAUGAUUCUUCUCAACGAAAUAAUCUUGCAAAAUCUGUUGGAGCAUAUCUUGCUUCUUCCACUUCGACUCCAGCUUCUGUUUCCACGCCGGAUUCUAAAUCCCCGACCUCUUCCUCUGCGGGAACAGAGGAAACAGUUCAGUUUAUGAUGGUGAGUUCCCUUCUUUCAGAAUCUUAUGAGUCUUGGUUGCAACACCGCCGUGCUUUCCUGCAGCGUGGUAUAUACCAUGCAUACAUGCAACGCACUCAUGCCAGGUCAUCACACCGCUCGUCAUCAUCAUCAUCGUCGUCUACACCAUCUACUCCCACCAAGUCAGAUACAACGCCAGAGGAACUACUGCCUAUAAUCCAGCCGAUGCUCGUGUACACUGGGUUAAUCGAGCAACUCCAACGCUACUUCAAGGUGCAAAAGAAAGGAGCAAGUCAAACAGGGGAGAAGGACGAGGAGGGUUGGGAGUCAUUGAUGAAGGCGAAACUGUUAGAUGUGAAAGAGCUGGUGGGGUUCUCUAAAGAGAUGUUAUCAUGGCUGGAAGAUAUGACUAGUGCUACUGAUUUACAGGAGGCCUUUGAUGUUAUUGGUGUUUUGGCUGAUGUCAUGUCAGGCCCGUCUGGGAAGUGUGAGGAUUUUGUUUACGCUGCAAUUGAAGCUGGCAAAGGCUCGAGUUUCUGAGGAUGCUUGGGUUCGGGUUCAGUUCCAGGUCCGGUUCAUUCAUGGUUGGUAUGUAAACGCGACCAAAUUUUGACUUAUGAUAUUGUUGUACGUGUCGAUGAGUACUUUCUUGUUUGAAACUCACAUGGGAUUGAAUGUUUGUGCACAUUUAUGGUGAAGUAUAAUAAUUUGCAUUCAUCAUAUUA